Molecule: messenger RNA, 7048 nt
Organism: Pocillopora damicornis (cauliflower coral)
Lineage: Eukaryota; Metazoa; Cnidaria; Anthozoa; Scleractinia; Pocilloporidae
Product: sperm-associated antigen 17
Biological process (GO): axonemal central apparatus assembly; epithelial cilium movement involved in extracellular fluid movement
Cellular component (GO): axonemal central apparatus
Source: RefSeq, a predicted model, not a curated record
ACUACAAAAUGGCGGGUGAGGUUAUGCGAUCCUAAUCCAAGUAUUUACUUCUGCAGCCGAGAACGUCGUUUCUUUCCCAAAAAUUAAUGUAAAGAAUAUGUCGAAGUCGCGUAGAGGAAAAAGUGCAUCGGCUAACGAACUAAGUAGAUGGGAAACAGAACUGAUUCAAGCACCUUUCACUGAGGAAACUUGGAGUUCUUGUGUGUUCUUUGUUGUACCAAAUAAGGCUGAUGAUAAUGUCUUCAUUGAAACUAUGUCCGAAGUUGUCGCGACAGGAGUGAGGAAGUUGUUCAGCAUAAUAACAUAUGAAGGUCUUAUAAAGGACGUAAAAGAAUUUGGAAAAGGGCCUGUUACAGGAGGUAAGGGAAAGGGUGCAGCUUCAGCUAAACCACCUCAGUUCCAUGAAGUAUGUGAGCAAGUGAAACCAUUGGUUGAUCAAGGUGAAGUUAUACCUCCUACACUGAUGGCUAAACUCCUCAAGUUCAAGUUGUUACAAAUCAAGCAGAAAGACUUGGAGAGGAGAGAGGAGGAAAAAAAGGCUGCAAAGGCUGCUGAAGCUGCCAAGAAGGACGAAAAAGGAAAGAAGUCUGGAAGAAGCCCUUCUGCUGGCAAACGAUCAAAAUCACCAGGAAAAAAGAAGGGUAAAAAAGAGGCAGACAUACCUCCAUCACCGAAAAAGGAUACAAAACUGAAGAGGAGAGGAGAUGUGGAAGAUACAUUUAAGACUAUUGAUGAUGAGCCUGAUGAUGAGGGAAGCCCUCAUCACUAUGUAUUAAUCCAAGGUAUCCUCACAGCUUCAGUUAUUUCCAAUUUGAUUGAAGUAGGUGUCAAUGUUGAUGCACUCAUCUGCCUCAAAGCAGAGAAUUAUGAUAGUCUCACACCCACCACACACCAAAAGGAUGAGAACACAGCUGCCAAGGAAGAUGAUGUGGAGUUGUUGGAGAGGGAAUUAGUCAUGUCAGAGGAGGUUGCUCAAAGGCUGGAACAAGAAGCUUUGAUCAAAGCAUUUUGGGCUGAAUCACAAAAUAUCGUAAAGAAAGCUGCCUCUGGUCACAAGCUCAAAGACGUAGCCAAAUAUGAAGUUAGAAUUAAAGACAGCAUCAUGCCAAAAAGGAAUCUUCAGGAAUUAGAGGCAGAGAAAAAGGUUGAAUUUGGAACAGCAAUAUUUGAGGGUGUAGCUGAUGUGUGCUACAACAUGUUGGAUCAUUGGGAGCAGUACAAACAUUACCUUAACUUGAUGAAGUUGAUUCAUGUUCCUGUACAUUUGAAAGCUUCAGCAAGUGCUUUAGUCAUUCCACCUGCUGCUGACCCCCUAGGGUCACAAUCUACUACAGCUAAUCAGGAUGGUGGCAGUGCCUCAGUUGUGAUAGCAGAUGCCGACAAACGCUACUAUGAUCACCUGAUUAGCAGUGUACCACCUGAGAGCCACAGUGUUCCUCUUAUUCUUCACUGCUUGUUGGAGCAGGUUGUUGCAACAGUUGAUGAAACAAAUCCACUGGAUCAGGUUGUUCCACCAAGACAAGAUGGUCUCAGCCACGACCUGGCGGCAUAUAUUUCUUGUAAAACAUCUAAAUUAGCACUGCCAAAUGAUGGCAAACAGGCUAUUACUGAGCCUAUAGACACUACCAGACCUCAAAAACUUCAUGAAUCCCCGGUAAUCCUUCAGUAUGGUGAUGGAAUGACAUCCCGCCUACAUGAUCUUGUGCCAGCCAAUGGUCUUGACCCACAAGAAGCAGAAAAGUGCAUACUUGAUCUCUUUCCUCAAACCUGCCUCAAAGAACUGCCACAACUAGAUGGUCAAGACCUUGUGGAGCGUGAAGCAAGAGCUAGUGAGCUGUAUCAUUUUUGUAAGUCCAGGAUGAGUUCCUCUGACUCUCUGGAGCACAUACUGAAGCAAUUUGCUUUUGAAGGAAUGCUCUUGAAGGUUGCAGAUCACAAUGGAGAUGUUGUGGAUCUUGAGGAGGUAGAUGAAUCAUUCAAGUUUUAUUCAAACCUGUGGGACCACCCUUACAGCAAGCUUAGUGAGUUCCAAGCCUUAAGAUUCCCUAAUGAGGACUUAGAGAUAAAGAAACUUGCCAACGAUUCUUUCCUACUGACAUCUUUUCGUAAUCUUGACGAGUGGUGUUUUGUGGAACAUUUUGAUCCAAAAACCAUGAUACAGGUGUUGGAAGCUGCACGCCUUGCUUAUCCAUACAUGGACACUUACUAUCACAAGCGUGACCACACACUAUUACUUGCGUUACACAAUCCCGUGGGAGCCAGCUGUGACAGUAGAAGCAAGUUAUCCUGGAGCACUAAGCUCCACUCUAAUGUGGGCUUCAAAAACUACCUCGAACAUGUGGUCAGUUCUAUUGGGGACUGGAUUCAAGAACAGGAAAGAAUUCGAGAAGAAGCAGCCAGAACACCUACUCCUCCCCCACCGGCUCCAGAACAACCGAGCGUUCCCCUGAAGAUUGGCAGUCGGUAUGGUCUAAUGACCCGACAGGAAGUGGCUCUCAUAAAGGCAGAAGAAGAGGAGAAAAACAAAAAGAAAGGAAAAAAGAGCGCGCGGGGGUCCCGAAGUCCAAAGAGAAGUGCAAAGACUCGCGAGAAGAGUGCUUCGCCCGAGAAGAAGGACGACAAAGAUAAGAAGAGAGAUGGGUCAGCGUCUAGUCGGCAGAAAUCGGCGACGGGUCGAAGUCCUUCCGCAAAAGGCUCUCGUUCUAUCAAAAGCGCCACAAGCAAAAGAGGGCUCCAAAGCCGGUCACGCUCAGGGGAUUUGGAGGAGCCUGAGAUACAACCCGUGGAUGAACCUGUCGAGAAAUCUUAUAGUUUCAUUGGUUAUGACACAGGAGAUAAUUUGAUUCACGUGUCCGGGUCUUUAAUGACAGUUUUCCCGGCUGACGGUGGUCAAAUACAGGUUAACAAGAGCCAGUAUGUCCAGGGAGCCAGAAAAGUUUCCACGUCUGUGUUUAAAGAUGGUAAUAUGUUUGUGCUUCAUUUCUUGGAACCUAUCGAUGAGAUUCUGACAAAAGAAGAGCUGGAGGGUUUAGAAGAAAAGGAUGAUUUGCGGAUAGAUAAGAAUGAGAAAGAAGAAUAUAAGAACGAUGAGCUGGAAAAAAGCGAAAUUGAAGCUUCUGAGAAAGAACAACAAAAAAUCCCAAAGGGUCCAAAACCGUUUUGUGAUUUCAGCUCCUUUGUGGCCGAGCUCAGUGACGGUAUGGUUUUAGCACUCAGUAGUUAUGGCCCGUCAGGUUCCUUUAAAGAGAAAGAGUCAAAGGAAUCAGAAGAAACAGUGACAGGAUAUUUAAAGGCAGAUACAGUUAUGCCCCCCCAGCCUACGCCUAGUCCACAACCCAAAGCAGGAUCUCCAAAAGCGCGGAAGAGAGCAGAAGAAGAGGCUAAAAGAAUGGAAGAAAUACAACAGCAGCAGGAAGAGGAAAGACUCCGAUUGGAGGAAGAAGCGCGACGAAAGGCGGAGGAAGAGAAGCUAAGAAAACCAUUUCAACACGUGUUUAUCACAUGUCCUGACGGUCAGCAUGUACAGUACUUAAACGAUGACUGUUAUAAGAGUUCAAGUAGUAAGGGUGGAGUGGUUGUGAGACAGAGCUAUCCCAUCAGGCCUCUUGGGUCUGUCAAAGAAAAACCAGCAUCAGAAGAAAUCUCUCGCACCAUUAUGACUGAUGGUACAGUUAUUAGACUACUUACCGAUGGGAGCGUUCAAGUGCUAUUUCCGGAUGGUGCAAUAAGCAAAUGUGAAUCUUACCCUAUGAAAAAGGCCCCUUUUAGUAGCAAGCCAGGCAGUGCUGUAGCCAGACAGGACCCAUCGAUUACAGCAGCUAAGAGAAGCGUUCGUGGGCCAGGAACAAAUCCAAAACCAUUGGAGGAGCCUUUGGUGCCAGCGAUCUCGCUCCCUGAUAAAGUACCUGUAUGGUCUAGUACAGGUGUGGAUGGGAGUAAAGUGCUGAGUCUGCCUGAAGGAGGCUAUAAGACUGUUAAUGGACUGCACUGUUCCACAGCCACGUGUCCUCAAAGCGGACAGGUACUGAAAACGCGCGAGGAUAAUGUUGUCAUAAUUGAGCGUCUGGAUGGGACACGAAUUGUGGAACACGCGGACGGAACACGUUUGACGACAUUCUAUAAAAAGGUUGAACAAGAUAUUCACGUCCCUGACAAUGAGGCGGGAGAACAGGGUGUCUACUCUGACGUCACCAAAAUGUUCGUGAAGGUAGAAUGCAUAGGAUUCCCUACCCUAGUUUUUGAUCGUGAUCUGGGUUCGUGCGAAACUAUAUUUGGGAAUGGCACAAAAGUUGAUACACAAGCAGAUGGCGUGUGUAUUAUGUACAGACCUGAUGGGAGUCAGUUGCACAUAGAAGCAAAAGGUAUUGUGUCCUACUAUGGCCGUGACACGCAAAAUUUAAACAAAGAUUACGGGAACGCCAAGGCACCGACGGGGGUUUAUGUCAUGCGCACUGCCAAUCAACUCUGUUUUGAAAUGACGGAUGAGAGAGGGACACACUUUACUGUCUUGUCAAACGGUCGCAUUACAGUUGACAAGGAGGAAACUGAAUCCACAUACCAAGAUAUGGUUGCGAAGCCAGAUUAUGCGUCAAAUGAGAAGAAGGAGCGUUUAGAACCAGGGCCCUUAGAGAGAGCACCUGUAAGUCCCAUAGUACCUCGUUUUUUUGUAAUCCAUGCCGAUGGGUCAGGCUCUGAGCUUUUGCGCAGUGUUGACGUGCAGGAAUUCUUGAAACAAGCCGAGGAUGACCCAUUAACAGCUGUUUUAAGGAGCCCCUUGGAAGGACAUGCCGACGUAACGGGGAUCACUAUCGUGAAGCCUUAUUCCGGUGGAACUGGGAAGAUCUGGUUGAAAGAAAAAGAUGAGGGGCUCAUCAUUCCACCAGGGCUUAGAGAGAGGGACUUCAAAAUGAUGUCUUCGAGAGAAGUUGAAAAGCCAGGACCUGUAUUUGGCACUAAUGCUGGUAGCGGCCUUAGCGUUGGCUCCCGUGUGAAACCGACUCUCCUUCCUAAUGUCAAUUGUCCACGGGUUCUAGAGUUCCGUCAACUUAUUCAGUAUAAGCCGUUGACUCUGGACCAAAGACAGCAGAUGGUGAAGGCCAUACAAGCUUAUAGCGAUUACCUGGAAAAGAGACAAACAGGAUUGGACUACUUACUGCCAAGAGACCCAAGAAAUGAGAGUGAGAAGCUGGUUGCCGAGGAACUGGAAGAUAAAGUAAGGUUCCAUGAAAGUGCAGAUUAUAAAGUUAAGGCUCAUGGGAAACAAGGAAUAUUGUUGGAAGAUGAAAUACUAAACACAGCUGAAGCAUUCUCUGGCAAGACGAAAAAUCGGGAUAUCAGCCGCGCAUAUGUCGACGAAAUAACUCCAGACCCAGUCCUACCUCCUCCACCCCCAAAAUGGAAAAGAUCUUUGUCAGAGUGGGAGCGGGAUCAAAUAGAACUGGCCGAGCUGGAUUAUGGGAAACAUGCUUUAAGAUACAAAGAAGUUCCUCCCUAUUUCGAAACGAGAUCAGGGCAAGAGUUUCUGAAAGGUAUUCACAGCCCAAAGGUCCCGGAUAUGGAAGCGUUAACUUCAGAAUUAGCAAAUCAAACACGUCAUCCACCCCCUGGAGAAAGUAGCCCCGCUGAAACACCAGAAAUUGUUGUACACGAGGAAAGCGCUACGUCUGACUGCACAGGUGAAGGAAGCAAAAUUGCUCCUAGCCCUGAUGUUGUUCUCCCUGCAACAAGUGGAGAGCUUUCCUCGCAUCCAGCGGGAGAACCAAGUGCCACGCCAAACGGCAUAAGACCCACUAACCCCACUCCUGCGCACGCUACUGGUAACGGCACCCCCACCCCUGUCCGUCCAACUAAUCCUACUCCUUCACAGGCCUUCACGACCGCUAAUCCUCGUCCUAGUAAUCCAACACCUCGCCAGGCUUCUGAGCCUCUUUCCCAAGAUUCCCCCCUCCAGGGGGACUCCCCACAGUGGAGAAACAAUUUAGAGUCUGCUCAGGAGGUGGAUGUUCCGUCGUCGCAGGAGGAGAGAUUGGAAGGACCCAUCGAACCAGAGGACGCAGAUGGCUAUGAAAACGGUCCAGUGUUUUCAGUUGAAAUGCCGCACAUCAGUCCCAGAAGUUUGUACUUUGAUGUUACCGGAGAAACCAGGAAAGCUAAAGUUAAACUUCCCAGCUGUAUAAAGGGUUCUAAACCUGGAGCUCUUCCCAACAGCCAGUUCUACGAAAUUGAGGACCCCGUGCGCCGUCGUGUACACACAGUGUCUGUGACGGGUGGUGAUCAGCAGAAAGUCGAGAAUCUUCGAGGCUUUGAGUUGCUGCCGCCACAGGUGUCUUUUGGGGUGCUAAAGGAAGGCUGCACUUAUGUUCAUAGUGUACUACUGAAAAAUGUCGGCAUUGAUAGCUGUCGGUACAAGAUAAAGCAGCCACCACCAUCGACUGGCUUGCGUAUUCUUUAUCAACCUGGACCUGUGGCGGCGGGUAUGAACUCUGUUCUGGAUGUGGAGAUUUUUGCUGUGGCAGUAGGCGUGGUCGGAGAUAGUGGUUUAGGUCACGUGGGACAUCAUGUGGAAAUAGUUACAGAGACCGACAUACUUUAUCUUCCUGUUACAGCAACCAUCAUGACUGUGUACGAGUAUGAAAUCCGCUAUGGUGACACCGAGGAGGGCCUGGUGCAAGGAACGCAUCGCGUACCCAACAGGCCGCCAUCCAGAGACCCCACUCGGCCCCGUAAAGAAGGAGACUACGCUGUGAUAAAUACGUCUGUUUGAUACAAAGUUAAUGCUUCUGAAUCACGAGUGCUUAUGGAGUGUUAUCCCUUGUUUUCGUUUUCUUUUUUUUAAGGAGUUGUUUACUUAGUUCAGUGUUUCCUGCUUGUACAAAUGUAAUAGAAUUGUCUCAUAUAUUUAUAUGAAUUUGUAUGUUUUUCUGUCGUUUGGCUUAGCUUCGUACUUACAGGUUAGUAAACAAGUUUACAGCAAGAGAUGGGAGUUGCUGAUGUAUACUACAUCUGCAAAUUAGUUGUGGUUAUUACAGUGUUCAGUGUUCUUCAUCUA